This is a messenger RNA of Triplophysa dalaica, 1631 nucleotides long. RefSeq names its product palmdelphin a (gene palmda). Gene Ontology annotation, biological process: regulation of cell shape. Gene Ontology annotation, cellular component: cytoplasm; membrane. The record is from RefSeq and is a predicted model, not a curated record. NCBI's taxonomy places the organism in Eukaryota, Metazoa, Chordata, Actinopteri, Cypriniformes, Nemacheilidae. The transcript has 9 exons. Bases 103 to 1536 code for a protein of 477 amino acids.
UAGCACCUGCGCGCGCCGUUAUCAUAAAGUAGCGCCGUCUUGGAGAUCGUCUGCGCCUGAACCCUUUAGGAUAUCCGUUAUUGUUUACCACACCGAAGCAGGAUGGAGGAGGCAGAAUUGUUAAAGGAGCGUCUUCAAGCCAUAACAAAUAAGAGAAAAAUCCAGGAGGAAAUUGGCCAGAAACGACUUGAGAUUGACAGAGAGAAACUUAAGCUUCAGCAUGUCAAAAAAAGGUCCAUGAGAGAUCUGUGGCUCUUGGAUGGGGUGAACAGUAAUAAUACACAGGAAACACAGAAAGCUCUUGAUGAUGCACAACAAACCAAAGUCCUUAAGAGAAACAUACAUAGAAUAGAGAAGGAGAUUGAAGCAUUGGAAAGAGAAGAAAUUAAUAUAUCAACGAACGAGGGGCUGAUUCUAAAGAGGCUAAAAGCCAUUGAAAAGUCUGCAGAGGAAAUAAUCAAGGCAGUGAAUGCAGAAUUCAUAUCAGAGCCAAUCCAUAUUGAUUCGACAUUUCCAAAUAUACUAAAGCCCAAAACACCAUUAUCAAAUCAGAAGAAGAAACUAGACCUGCAUGCAGAAGCCAAAACGGACCAAGCCAAACCUGCUUUGUUAGCCAUGGAAAUUAAUGUUCAGAAGGACCUGCGCACGGGUGAGACCCAAGUCAUAUCCACUUCCACCAUUUCUCCACAAGAGCUUCAGCAGAGGGGCAUCAAGGUCUAUGACGAUGGCCGGAAAACCGUCUAUGCCCUGCGCACAGACGGCAGCCAGCCUGGUGCAAACGGAGUGGACGAACUCAGUCCUGUGGAGGUGGAGGAACUCAUCAGACAGGCCUCUGAAAAAAAGAAGAGGUCCAAUCGAGUGGAGGCGGAAGCGUCACAUCCCUACAGCCUUUCCCACGAACUACAGUCAUCCCCUUGUCAGCCACAUAGAGAGAGCCACCAAUCCAAUGGAUGUCAGGAUCCUUACAGUGUAGACCUGUCUGCGUGGCCUGAGCUCAUGUACAGCGACAGCGUACAUUACCCAGAGGACCAUAGAGUUCCUCUCUUGCCCAUGCCCAAUUACAAUGAAAGAUCAGAAGAGUAUUUUCACAACAGCUACAGUCAUGAGUUAGGCCUAAAUAGAAAGGAAACACAUGCAUUUGGACAGCAUAGCGACCCGAGAGAGAACCAAAGAGGAAACCUGAAUUCUGACAUCAAAAACCACAGGCCCGACUCAGCAUGCUCUGAGGACUCCAAGCUCAGCAUCCUGAACGCCCUGCCAUCGGAUGAACCCAUCACUAUGAUCUUCAUGGGUUACCAGAAUGCAGAGGAGGACAGCCAGGACUAUGAAGGCUCCGUCCGGGCAGAGCUGGUGAUUAUUGGAGAAGGUGAAGAUGACACAAGCAAGGGUUUUCACACCAAUCAGAACACCAACGUCAACAAUGCCUGCACCUACCGGGCUGUAGGACAGGGGGACGGUUGGAAGGGAGAUGGCACAGAGAACCCGUCAGCUACAGCACUACACGUAAGGAUGAAGAAACUGGGCCAAACUGUAUAGUAUCCAACAUGCACAAUCGCUGGAACUCACACUCUGGAAACUCUAGGAAUCUUGUAUGAUUUAACCUAAAUUAACAUAUUAGCAAAGAUAAUUCA